This is a messenger RNA of Chara braunii, 3974 nucleotides long. The record is from the annotation of a GenBank genome assembly. Lineage: Eukaryota; Viridiplantae; Streptophyta; Charophyceae; Charales; Characeae.
ACGGUAGCUCCUCCUCACCCUUCGAUCAGCUGCCACGUGGUGUCCGCCGCAAGCAUGCGAACUUCCAUCAUCAGAGACGACAUCGAGGAGAUGGGGGUGUGUUUUCUCCACGCCCUCCCGCCCCAUGACGCUUCACCGACGGACUCAUCUUCGGACCCACGCAUCACCGAGUUUCUCGACGCCUACGGCGACGUGUUCAAAGGCCCGCACGGAGUAGUACCGGAUCGGCCCAUCCGCCACGAGAUCAUCCUCGAGGACGGGGCCGUACCUCCGCGCGGUUGCAUCUACCGAAUGAGCGAGGAAGAGUUAAGUGUGCUUCGGGCACAACUCGACGACCUUCUGGAGAAAAGAUGGAUUCGGCCUAGCUCAUCGCCAUACGGUGCUCCUGUUCUCUUCGUCCGGAAGAAGAACAAGGAUUUGCGGUUGUGCAUUGAUUAUCGCAAGCUCAACGCGCAAACAAUCAGAAACGCCGACCCUCUCCCACACAUCGACGACCUUCCCGAACCAUUGGGCGGCGCCAAGUUCUUCUCCAAGCUGGAUCUCAAGUCGCGAUAUCACCAACUCGAGAUUCGGAAGGAGGACUGCUACAAGACCGCGUUUAAGACGCGAUAUGGGCAUUUCGAAUGGCUGGUUAUGCCAUUUGGCCUUACGAAUGCCCCGGCCUUUUUCCAAGCGGCUAUGACAACGGAGUUCCGACACAUGCAGGAUCGAUUCGUACUUAUCUACCUCGACGACAUCCUGGUGUACAGCCGGAGUUUGGACGAGCAUGUGGAAUACCUGCGCACCGUUUUGGAGCGGCUACGACAAACCAAGUACAAAGCCAACCACGACAAAUGCGAAUUCGCGCGGCAGGAGCUGGAGUACUUGGGACAUUAUGUGACACCACAAGCCAUCCGUCCGCUUGCGGACAAGAUCGAGGCCCUCCGCGUAUGGCCCGAGCCCACCAACACCACGGAUGUUCGUUCAUUCAUGGGGUUGGCGGGCUACUAUCAGCGAUUCAUCACCGAAUACUCAAGGAUUGUUGCACCUAUGACGAGAUUACAAUCGCCAAAGGUGCCAUUCGUAUUCGAUGACGACGCACGUCGGUCAUUCUUAGCACUUAAGACGACCAUGCUCAUGGCACCCGUCCUUAGCAUCUAUGACCCCACCCUGCCUACGGGAGUGACAACUGACGCUUCCGGCUAUGGCAUUGGGGCAGUCUUGGAACAACACGACAACGACGACUGGCACCCUGUGGAGUAUUUCAGCCACAAAGUGCCUCCCAUCAACUCGCUUGAUGAUGCAAGGAAGAAGGAGCUGCUCGCGUUCAUGAUGGCUCUCAAGCGAUGGCAGCACUUCCUCUUUGGGCGUCGUAGGUUCACAUGGGUUACGGACAACAACCCACUGACUUACUACAAGACGCAGGAUACGGUGAGCAGCACGAUCGGACGAUGGAUGUACUUCAUCGACCAAUUCGACUUCACACCGAAACAUCUUCCCGGCCUCUCCAAUCGCGCAGCAGAUGCACACUCGCGAAGACCUGAUCUUUGCGCUAUGACACAUCAUGCCUUCGCAUUCGACGAGGAACUUCAGCGACACUUCAUCCGGGGAUAUGAGUCGGAUCAAGACUUCGCCAUGUUGUAUGCGCAGCUAUCUUCGGAUCACCUGCCGGCCAGCCACUAUCGCAUUGUCGACGGGUACUUGCUCAUCCACUCGAGAGGCAAGGACUUAUUGUGUGUCCCACGAGACCGUCGUCUUCGGACUCGCCUUCUUGGUGAGUAUCAUGACUCGCGACUCGCCGGCCAUUUCGGAGUCAACCGCACCAUUGCACGGCUUCGACAACGAUUUCGAUGGCCCGACCUCAUUACCGAUGUCACUCGGUAUUGCGACUCUUGCGAAGUUUGUCGACGAAGCAAGCCCCGCAAUCGCAACCCCUACGGCAAGUUGCGCCCGAUGCCUAUCCCACGGGAACCCGGCCUCUCCAUUGCCAUGGAUGUCACCGGACCAUUUCCUCGCGAUCGCCUCGGGCACGACGGCAUCCUCACGGUUGGGGACCGUUUGAGUAAGUAUGCGCGUUUUCUCCCUUGCAAGUACUACUUCACGGAUCCCGAGCUGGCACGCCUCUUGCACACUGGUUGGAUUUGUGGCCACGGUGUACCGGAAGACAUAGUCGGCGACCACGACACUCGCUUUAUGUCGGCAUUUUGGACUGUUCUCAUGCAGGAGUCCGGCACGAAGAUGAAACCAAGUUCGGCUCGGUAUCCACAAACGGACGGGCAAACGGAGCGGGUACAUCAAACCGCUCAAAUGAUGCUUCGUACACUCAUCCGUCCAGACCAGAAAGAUUGGGUUGACCGCCUCCCCGACAUUGAGUUCGCCUACAACACUUCGGUGCACCCGGCGAUCGGCGUGACUCCAUUCGAGUUGCACCACGGUGGACGGAAAGGCCGUAUCUUCGCCGACCUUCUCCUCCCACGACCAGCCGACAUCAACGCCGCUUGCUCUCCCGCUUCCGUCCGGAAGUACAGGGAAUUGCUGGCUGAAGUCUGCGCGAACAUGCAAAAGGUUCAAGUCCGCAUGCAGCAGCAAGCCAACAGGCGUCGCCUGCCAUGUCCCAUCCGCGCCGGUGAUCUGGUUUGUGUCUCCGCGGAAGAGUUUGCACUCGAACAUGAUGUUUCACGCAAACUGCUUCCCAAGUGGUUUGGACCAUGGCCCGUAACAUCAGCCGCGGGCGAUGAGCCUGAUGACCCUUCAUUUGUGAUCAACAUCCCGACGUAUCUGACGGAGAGGGCGCUGGGGCGACUGAAGGAGCAGUUGCGCGCACGUAGACGGAGGAAAUUGACGCAAGAUCCGUGCGAUGGGGCCGAAUACGUGGCGACGCCGGAGGCUGUUGUUCAGUUGUGCUACGCGUUGGGUUGCGGAGUGAUACCACGUGCGACGCCGCGGUGGUGGGUGAAGCGCAGGACAGGAGGCACGUGGGAAAACCUCAGGCCAUGCGACGACGCGACAGACGACUAUUUCCGGGAUAAGCUUCGAAUGUUGCCUCGAGUGUUCAGGGAAAUCGCGGAGGCGUGUGCGCCUCAUCUUCAGCAGCGGGUCACGUUCUAUAGGGAGCCUUUGCAGCCGGACCAGAUUGUGGUGUACGCGCUGCAUAGGUGGGCUUCAGGAGAGACGUACGAGAGCAGCACGUGCAACUUCGGGAUUGGACGAGCUUCUGGGCUGAUUGCCGUCCGCGAUGUUACUGCCGCGCUGCUAAGGAUGUUCGGAGAGAAGAUCGCGUGGCCGACAGGACUUCGUAAACUCGUCGUUCUGCGGGCGUUUGCUAAUAAAGGGUUCCCCAAUUGCCACGGUUGCAUUGAUUGUACUCAUGUCUACAUCGACAAGCCGGCGAACGCUCCGAGCGAAAACUACUACGACAGGAAGCGGCGUUUCUCCAUCGUCACGCAGGUUGUCGUCGACCUGGACUUGCGUGUGCUCGACGUGCUCAUGGGAUACCCAGGUAGCUGCCACGACAUCAGGGUGCUGCAGUUGUCCAGCCUGUCGCUGCGCGCAGAGGAGGGGUCGUUGUUCCGUGGUCCCCCCGUGACACUGCCGUUCGGUGUGAAGAUGAACGGGUAUGUUCUGGCGGACAAUGGGUACCCCCCUUCCGAAUGGAUGGUCGUCCCGUAUGGAGGCAUCAAUCAGCACGUCGACGAGGAGCGGUUUGACAACAAACAGAAGGUGGCGAGGGGAGCGGUGGAGAGGGCGUUCGGCAGGCUGAAGGGCAUGUGGCGGCUGUUUCUGCGGAUACACAAGACAAACCUGGACACGCUCCCGCAGCAGUUCACCGUCGUGUGCAUACUGCACAACAUGCUGAUCGGCGCAGGAAUCCCCUUCGACGAGAAUCUGCUAUGGGAGGUCGACGCCAAUGGUGUGCGACAACGUGUGGACCUGGGGAUCGAAGAGCCCCUCUAGCCUGUGUUGAUGAUGACGUCGACAGGCGAAGCGUUGGCGCU